AUGACAACAGAUAUCUAUCUCGGUAAACGCCUUUCGUAUGCUUCUCACCUUUGUACGGUUCGUUAUCAUGGCCCUGUAGAGGGAACAACCGGUACAUGGCUUGGAGUAGAAUGGGACGAUCCUACCCGGGGGAAGCACUCGGGCUCGCACCAAGGCACUCAAUACUUUGCGUGUUUGAAUCCUUCUCCGACCUCUGGAUCCUUUAUCCGACCAGCCCGCAAACCGGACCUACCGCGCUCUUUUGUAAAGGCGCUCAAAGCAAAGUAUGCGUCUGAAGAGGAAGAAUAUGGGGAAGAAGGACCCCAGGAUCCGGAUGUCCAAGUCGUGUUUAAUCUUCAGGCGCCACAUAAACAACAGGAUCGGAAGCCAGUAACUUUCAAUGGAAAACCAGCAGAGGAAAUCGGGUUCGAAAAGAUUCGACGGCAGCUCGCUCAGUUGUCGGAAUUGAGGAUUAUCAUUUUGGAUGGGCUAUGUAUGCAUCGCCCAGAAGCACGGGACACGAAGUGGAUGGAAGGUGGCGAGAAGAGCGACGUAAAGGAUGCUUGUCCGAAAGCCAUCGAACUUGAUUUGAGCAGGAAUCUGUUUGAGGACUGGAGAGAAGUAGCGGCAAUAUGCGAACAAUUGCCAGAACUGAGGAGUUUGAGGGUCGAUGGCACACGUUUCCGAGAUGUAAAUCUUACGGACGCGGAGCAGGAAAGGUGCCGGAAAGCUUUUACACGUAUAACGUCCUUGAAGCUAGAAGACACCCUUCUUCCUUGGGCUGACAUAGCACAACUUACUCAUCUCUUCCCAUCCCUCACCACGUUUUCCGCCUCGAGCAACCUCUAUACAGCACUUACGCCACAUACACCCAACCCGACAAUUACCGGCCUUACACUAGAAGACAAUCACAUCACAUCCCUUUCCUCUGUCGAAUGCCUAUCGAAGCUACCAAACCUCCAGCGGCUGAUCUUGAAAUCCAACAAAGUAUCCGAGAUAGUCAGCGCCGGCGCAUCGGUGCCGCUGUUCCCGAAAACAGUGCGUGAAGUUGAUCUCUCAUUCAACGAGAUAACGACAUGGAGCUUCAUCGAGCAGCUCGUUCACGUCUUUCCUGGUCUCCAGAGCCUGCGAGUCUCGCACAACCCCCUGUAUCAAUCACUCCAGGCACCAGACGGCCGUUCCCUGACUGCCGAUGACGGGUACAUGCUUACCCUUGCGCGACUUGGGCAGCUCAAGACGCUAAACCAUAGUCCGAUCACCGAAAAAGAGCGAUUGAAUGCAGAGUCGUAUUACCUUUCUAUGAUAGCAAAGGAGCUUCAGUUUGCAUCCGAGAACCUAAGAGAGGAAAUCUUGAAAAGUCAUCCGAGAUACGAAUGGUUGUGCGAGGAGUAUGGUGAGCCUGAUGUUCAGCGUUCCGCAAAUGCUGUGAAUCCAAACUCCUUGGCUGCCCGGCUGCUCCGCAUCAAAUUCUAUCUCGCAACCUCCCCAGCUACAAUUUUUGAAACUGAGAUUCCAGUGGGCAGCACUACAUACACUACCCUUGGUGUUGUAGGCAGGCACCUCAACAUCAAACCUAUCACAUGCAAACUGGUCUGGGAAACCGGUGAUUGGAUGUCGGUACGCAAAUCGGCUACGGAAAUUGUGGAGGACGAGUGGGACUCAGAGGAUAGCGAGGCUGAGAUGGGCAUGGAACGCGUGAUGCGUGAAGUGGAGAUCUUGCCUGGCACAAGGUCGAUUGGGACGUGGAUUGAUGGGAUGGAGGCUACUGUAAGGGUCGAAGUGCAGUCGUAG
This is a messenger RNA of Bipolaris oryzae ATCC 44560, 1770 nucleotides long. RefSeq lists its product as uncharacterized. Gene Ontology annotation, biological process: protein folding. The coding region runs from base 1 to 1770 and encodes 589 amino acids. Lineage: Eukaryota; Fungi; Ascomycota; Dothideomycetes; Pleosporales; Pleosporaceae. Gene Ontology annotation, molecular function: alpha-tubulin binding. The record is from RefSeq and is a predicted model, not a curated record. The transcript is spliced from 2 exons.